AUGAGCGCCGGUGAAACCAUUAAGUUAUACCCUGCUACUUCUAAACAGGCCGUGGAAGCCUCGUUUGUUCCUAACGGAAAGAUUAGCCCAGUCGUCCGUCGUUCAGUUGAACCUGUCGGACCCUUUUUCUUGGCUCAUGCUAGACGCCAAAUACAUGGCCGCACUUUCAGUGAAGAUGAGCGCUUAGAGAAGAAAGACGAAAAGAAGGAGGAAGUCAAGGAGGAAUCUGAGGAUGAGGAAGAAGACCCAGAUAUGCUCCGUGCCGACCCCAAAGAAUGGAAGCAACAAGAUCACUAUGCCGUUUUGGGUCUUUCCAAAUACCGUUACAAAGCUAACUUGGAACAAAUUAAGAAGGCUCAUUUGAAGAAGGUUUUGAAGCACCAUCCUGAUAAGAAGGCCGCUACCGGUAACAUCAAUGAUGAUUCUUUCUUCAAGUGUAUCCAGAAGGCCAACGAAAUUCUUACUGAUGCCACUAAGCGUCGUCAAUAUGAUUCCGUUGAUGAAAAUGCUGAAGUUGAGGCCCCAGAGUCCACUACCGAAGAAAACUUUUUCGAACUUUGGGCACCUGUUUUCGAUGCCGAGGCCAGAUUUUCCAAGAAGCAACCUGCUCCUGGUUUGGGAACUAUUGAAUCCCCUCGCCCUGAAGUUGAAAAAUUUUACAACUUCUGGUACAACUUUGACUCUUGGAGAACCUUUGAGUACUUGGACAAGGACAUUCCUGAUGAUGGUGAAUCUCGUGAUAACAAGCGUUAUCAAGAAAAGAAGAAUCGUUCCGAGCGUCAAAAGAACAAGGCUCGUGACAAUACUCGUCUCCGCCAAUUAGUAGACACCGCUUUGGCUUCUGAUCCCCGCAUCAAACUUUUCAAACAACAAGAGAAGGCUGCUAAGGAAGCCCGUAAGUGGGAACGCGAUGCCGGUGCUCGUGAAGCUGCUGCCGCUGCUCAAAAGAAAAAGGAAGAGGAGGAACGUCUUGCUGCCGAAGAAGCUUCUGCUAAGGCUACAGCUAGCGCUCAAAGCAAGAAGGCUAAGGAAGAUAAGAAGAAGACUCAAAAGCGUGAUAAGAAGAUAGUUAAGAACGCUUUGAAGGAUUUCAAUUACUUCAGCGAGACUGAUGUUCCUUCUCCUACUCAAGUCGAUACUGUCCUGAAGGAUACCGACGCUUUGAUGCCUAAGCUCGGUGAUGGUGAGCUUGCCACUUUUGCUGCUGACAUUUCUGCUCAAAAUGACGCUGGUGCCGCUGCUGUCAAAGGCGUUUUUGACAAGUAUGCCAAGAUGUUCAUUGAACGUGGUUCUUUGAAGGCCAGUGAAGUUGUUUUCUUUGGCAAGUAA
Molecule: messenger RNA, 1329 nt
Organism: Schizosaccharomyces osmophilus
Lineage: Eukaryota; Fungi; Ascomycota; Schizosaccharomycetes; Schizosaccharomycetales; Schizosaccharomycetaceae
Gene: zuo1
Product: ribosome-associated chaperone, zuotin
Exons: 1
Coding region: 1-1329 (442 amino acids)
Biological process (GO): 'de novo' cotranslational protein folding; regulation of translational fidelity
Cellular component (GO): cytosol
Molecular function (GO): ribosome binding; Hsp70 protein binding
Source: RefSeq, a predicted model, not a curated record